This is a messenger RNA of Podarcis raffonei (Aeolian wall lizard), 561 nucleotides long. RefSeq names its product beta-defensin 39-like. NCBI's taxonomy places the organism in Eukaryota, Metazoa, Chordata, Lepidosauria, Squamata, Lacertidae. Gene Ontology annotation, molecular function: CCR6 chemokine receptor binding. Gene Ontology annotation, cellular component: extracellular region. Gene Ontology annotation, biological process: innate immune response in mucosa; defense response to Gram-negative bacterium; defense response to Gram-positive bacterium. The transcript has 3 exons. Bases 179 to 502 code for a protein of 107 amino acids. The record is from RefSeq and is a predicted model, not a curated record.
UCUAUUGUGUUUAUAAGACUUUUUCUGUUCAGCAGUGCUGUUCCCAUAGGCAGGUAAAAUCUCCAGCUGCAAUCAAAUCCCUUAAGCCACCAGGAAACAGCUAAACUGGUUCCCAUCCCUUUAAAAAGGCCCAAAAUACAUUAUUUUUUCACAUAUACGCAACACAUUGUGGCUCUGAAUGCAUCUGGGACUUGCUCCGCUGCUAAAUCAACUGGCCACGAGGAUCAUGCCGUCUCUUUUCCUGGUUGCGUUCUUGCUUCUCUGCACCUUAACCCCAGGGCACAGCCAUGCAAGAGACACCCUGAAGUGCCACGAAGACAAAGGGACCUGCCACCCCACUCUCUGCCCUGCACAGAAGAUUGAAAAGGGGAGCUGCUACGAUGGCAUUCAUCUCUGUUGUGUUGAUUGUCCUUCUCACUUCCUCUCCUAUGAAGGCAACGGGGGGUUCUCUACACCCAGAUUUGGCCUGCGUGCCUCCAUCAAACUCCUCCUUAGCCUCUGAGGUGGGAAAAGUUUGGAAAUGUUGUGAGGAGAAGACUCCAAGUUCUGAAGAGACUGCAG